Messenger RNA from Xenopus tropicalis (tropical clawed frog), 641 nucleotides. It is a transcript of the gene polr2d, whose product is annotated as polymerase (RNA) II (DNA directed) polypeptide D. The record is from RefSeq and is marked provisional. Gene Ontology annotation, cellular component: RNA polymerase II, core complex; RNA polymerase complex; nucleus. Gene Ontology annotation, molecular function: nucleotide binding. Gene Ontology annotation, biological process: DNA-templated transcription initiation. NCBI's taxonomy places the organism in Eukaryota, Metazoa, Chordata, Amphibia, Anura, Pipidae.
CUGAGACCCGGUUAUGGCUGCUGGCGGAGCGGAGGCGCACUCUGGGGACCCGGAGGAAGAUGCUUCACAAUUACUGUUUCCCAAAGAGUUUGAGAGUGCUGAGACUCUGCUGAAUUCGGAGGUGCACAUGCUCCUGGAGCACAGAAAGCAACAGAAUGAGAGCGCGGAGGAAGAACAGGAGCUCUCCGAGGUCUUCAUGAAAACCCUGAACUACACUGCCAGGUUCAGCCGCUUCAAGAACAGAGAAACCAUUGCCAGUGUCAGAAGCUUGCUGUUACAGAAGAAGCUGCAUCGCUUUGAGCUAGCCUGUUUGGCCAAUCUGUGCCCAGAGACAGCAGAUGAGGCUAAAGCCUUGAUCCCAAGUCUGGAAGGGAGGUUUGAGGAAGAGGAGCUGCAACAGAUCCUGGAUGAUAUUCAGACCAAGCGAAGCUUCCAGUACUAAAGAGGAAAGUGUCCUCCUCCCUGAUAGGCCAUUUGUUCUGAUGAACUCCUGGAAUCCUCGAUGAUGCCAGUCGCCCCAUAUCCAUUGCCGUCUUUGUACCAGAGACUCUCCUUUUUUUAGGAUUAUUUGCUCAGUGGCUUUUCACUGCUUUUGAUUUUGUGAAUCUCUUUUAUUGUUAAUAAAUAUUUUGUUUCUAAAA